UAGAGAGCUGUGAAUGUUCCUGCAUGUACAUGGUGGUCGACCGAAGGUGAUGUGGGGGCUUCUUGUUUCCAUGCAGACAGGUGACAUCUCUGAGGGAGGAAGUUCUGAUGUUCAUUUUCCCCCUUGUGAGUGUUUAUAAAAGUGCACUUUGUGGGGAGCUGAGACAAUACGCAUCAGACUCACACACAAGAAGAUGAAGUGUGUGUCGAUAACUCUGCUGUUCCUGGCUACUGUGCUGCUUUCUCAAGUCACCUGCCAACAAUCUGGCCGUUCCUGCCUUUGUCUCAAAACGUCAAAAUCUGUUCCCCGCAGGGAAAAUAUAAUAAGUUACACGAUACAAAGAGCAGGUGUCUGCCAUAUUGAUGCCAUUGUAUUUAAAACAGUAAGAGGUCGUAUUUGCUCUGAACCAAAAAUGCCUUUGGUGAAGAAAGCCAUGCAAUUUGUGGAUGAGAAGAAGGCAAUUAAAACGACAUCACAUCCCAUAUUCUCCACAUCAAUAUUUGAAACAGAAUCAACGCUGAAUACAACAUCACACUGGAAUACAACAGGAUAAACUAAAAACGACUUCACCAUGGACUAUGCGAAUAAGUGAACAUGUCCGAAACAUGUCUGCUGGAUUUUAUUUUAUUUGAAUUGAUUAAAAUGUUUAAAAUAAAAUAUACUGCAUUGCUAUGCAUGUUUUUAUUCAGCUCAAUUGAAUGUUUUCCCCCGCAAUAUGGUUAAUAAUAAGCAAUAAAAAAUGCUGUAUACGAUUAGAUGUAGAGCUAAGACUAAACCUGAAGUUCAGAAGUUCGUGUUUCAUGUGUUUAUUCAAUAACCUGUAACUAAUUUAUAGAAAAUGAAUAAAUAAAAUGU
This is a messenger RNA of Pimephales promelas (fathead minnow), 855 nucleotides long. RefSeq names its product C-C motif chemokine 2. Gene Ontology annotation, cellular component: extracellular region. The record is from RefSeq and is a predicted model, not a curated record. Lineage: Eukaryota; Metazoa; Chordata; Actinopteri; Cypriniformes; Leuciscidae. Gene Ontology annotation, molecular function: chemokine activity. Gene Ontology annotation, biological process: immune response.